Molecule: messenger RNA, 2141 nt
Organism: Haemonchus placei
Lineage: Eukaryota; Metazoa; Nematoda; Chromadorea; Rhabditida; Trichostrongylidae
Source: the annotation of a GenBank genome assembly
AGGUACAGAUGCUGGUGUUGCUGGCGGCUUUGUUGCUGCCCGGCCUCGUCUGGUGCGGUCCUCCGCCAAAGGUUGUCGUUGUUACUAUCGCUACAGAAGACACCGAUGGGCUGCGAAGGAUGUUGCAAUCGGCAAAAACGUUCAACAUCAAAGUUGAGGUGUUAGGCAUGGGAGAAGAGUGGAAUGGUGGAGAUACAAGAAUUGAAAAGGGUGGCGGUCAAAAAGUUCGUCUUCUUCGAGAAGGACUGAAAAAGUACGCCAACGAGCAGGACACAAUAAUUCUAUUCGUAGAUGCCUACGACGUAGUCUUCACUGCCAGUAUGGACACAAUUCUUGACCGAUACCUCACCCAUUUCGAAGACUACAGGGUUCUGUUCGGCGCUGAACCAUAUUGUUGGCCAGACGAAUCUUUGGCAAUUGAAUAUCCUCUUGUCGGGUUCGGGAAGAGGUAUCUUAAUUCCGGCCUCUUCAUCGGUUAUGCUAAAGAGAUCUACCAAAUACUUAGCCUGAAACAUAUUGCUGAUGCCGAUGACGAUCAACUCUACUACACAAUGGUUUACCUUGAUGAGAAGUUGAGGAAAGAUCUCAAAAUCGGUCUCGAUUCGGUGUCGAGGAUUUUCCAAAAUCUCAACGGCGUAACUGACGAUGUGGAGCUACAGUUUGAUGACGACGGAACUGCUCUGGCCUACAAUGCUGCCUACAACACUUAUCCAGCGAUCCUCCAUGGUAAUGGUCCCAGUAAAAGAUAUCUGAACUAUCUGGCAAAUUACGUUUCCAAACGGUGGUCAUCCACAAAAGGAUGUCCAAUUUGUGGAAAGAAACCAAAACUCGAUUUAGCUAAAAAGGACCCAGCCGACUAUCCCCUUGUCGCUAUAGCGGUCUUUAUCGCCAAGCCAAUUCCCUUCAUAGAAGAGAUGCUCGAGACAUUCGCUCGUCUUGACUACCCCAAGAAGAGAAUUGCGCUCUUCAUAUACAAUUCACAACAAUCCAACAUCAAAACAGUAAUGGACUUCCUUUCAAAGUACGGUUCCCAGUAUUACACCAAGAAAGUCUUCAAUGGUGUGACGGAAAUCCAAGAACGUGAAGCAAGACAGGAAGCUUUGACAUUUGCUUCUCGCCAUGAUGCCGAAUACCUCUUUUCACUGGAUGGAGAUGCUUACCUAACGAACGACAAAACACUACAGUAUUUGAUCGAAUACUCAGUGAACUAUGAAGUAGGCAUCAUUGCUCCACUGCUUGCACAGCCAGGAAAGAUGUUCACGAACUUUUGGGGCGAUAUUGCACCCAAUGGAUAUUAUGCAAGAAGCGAAGACUAUAUGGCAAUCGUUCAACGAAAACGUGUUGGCUUCUGGAAUGUUCCGUUUGUGACUUCUGCGGUGCUCAUAAAUAAAGAGAAAAUGAGAGAAAUGAAAACGCCCUACUUCUACGACAAAAUACUCGACCCAGACAUGUCGUUCUGUAAAUGGGCCAGAGAUAAGGGUCACUUUAUGUAUGUGGACAACGAGCAGGACUUUGGAUUCCUGAUUGUCAGCGACGAAUACGUGGAAGUUCUUAAGAGAGGGAAAUUGCAUCCAGAAAUGUGGGAAAUCUUCGAGAACCGCCAGAUUUGGGAAGCACGAUAUCUGCAUCCGGAAUAUCACAAGUUGCUGGCAGAAGAUACCGUAAUCGAGCAAGCAUGUACUGAUGUCUAUGACUAUCCGCUAGUUUCGGAAAGAUUUUGUAAAGAGAUGAUCGAAGAAAUGGAACAUUAUGGUCAUUGGAGUAGUGGCUCGAAUAAGGACGAUCGUUUAGCUGGUGGCUAUGAGAACGUUCCUACUAGGGAUAUUCAUAUGAGACAGGAGUUCACCCAUCAGCUCGAAUCAUACUCUAGCUUAUUUCAGCCUGUUGAAGCGAUUAUGAUGUUCGUUGUACGUUAUCGCCCAGAUGAGCAGCCGUCGCUCAGACCUCAUCACGACGCCAGUACUUUCAGUAUCGAUAUUGCACUCAACAAGAAGGGUGUAGAUUAUGAAGGUGGUGGAGUGAGCUAUCCACGAUAUAACUGUGUAGUACCAGCUGAUCAAGUCGGUUGGGCGAUGAUGUUCCCAGGCCGAUUAACGCAUCUACACGAAGGACUUCCAACAACCAAAGGGACGCGAUAUAUC